Acromyrmex echinatior (Panamanian leafcutter ant) is the source of this 1050-nucleotide messenger RNA. Its product is annotated as ribonuclease H2 subunit C. Gene Ontology annotation, cellular component: ribonuclease H2 complex. Lineage: Eukaryota; Metazoa; Arthropoda; Insecta; Hymenoptera; Formicidae. Gene Ontology annotation, biological process: RNA catabolic process. The record is from RefSeq and is a predicted model, not a curated record.
UUGGUUAGUUUGUAUGUAUACAUACAGAAUAAAGGUUCAUCAAAACUUUUCGGAGUUAAACAAUUAUUACUUCGCAUAGUAUUAAAUUAACAUGGUCACACGAUUACACAUUAAUGAGAAAGAUUUAGUUAAUCGAGACGAGUCCGAGUUACAUUUUAUGCCAUGUAAAAUUCAUGGAGACGAAGCUGCGAAUGUUUCGUCCUUUUUCAAGCCUUACAUUCGUAAGCUAGAUGAAGAAUAUUAUGAUUGUUCUUUUCGUGGCUAUCCACUUCAAGGGAAAAAAAUAACUGUACCUGCUGGAUUCAGAGGCAUGAUGUUUAUGGAAAAUAAAAAGACAGAAACAGAAAAUAAGGACAGGAAUUUGUAUUGCACAGGGACUUUUUCACAGUUAAUGUAUUGGAAUUAUGAUAAAAUACCAUCUAAGAAUGAUGCUUUUGUGGCAGCAUUAGAUUGGGUCGACAUAGCUAAAGUGUUACAUUCACCAGAAACAUAGAUGAUAUCAGAAGCAGAUUAUUUUAAUAAGAUAUAAAAUAAAUAUAUGUUCUUGUCGAAUGUUACAUUUUAUACUUUGAUAGGAAAAAAAAAUAAUAAAAGCAUGUUUUGUAUAACAGAUUUAUUUUUAUGGCAUCAUACUCAAGUGGUUAUGCCAUAAAUAAUGACCUGCAUAUGUUCUAUGAUUAAGAUGUGUAAAGAGAUAGUGACAGAUAUAAUGGUAGUAUUGUUAUAGCCUAAUUAGCAGUGACAUUUGAAGAAUUUCCUAUUUAAAUAUUUGUGGACUUCAUUAUUUCGUUUAAUGUAAUAAUACAAUUAUAUAAAUGCAUUCUGCUGAUUUUUCUUGAAUGUGUAAAUCUGUUUUAUGGAAGAUUAUAUAUAUAUAUAUAUAUUUUUUUUAUAUAGCUUUAUAUUUAAUUUUAUAUUAAAUGCAUUUAUAUAGUGUCGUCAAAAUAGCUUAUGACAUCUAUAAUAAGUUUAGGAUGUAUCUGAGCAUCCAUACAUGCUAUCUUAGUUAUACAAAUGUGAGAUUUACAAAAUACAUUUUUCAGUACGCAA